AUGUACUUUCCGGCUGUUCUCUUUUAUGGGCCAUUGAAUCCAUCUCCUCCUUCGCAGACGGGUCGUCGACUUCCUCUUCUGCCAAUUUCACUCGUUGGACACUAUCCAACAAUGUCCUUACCAACUCAUCAGGGCGCUUCUAAACCUCAGGAUCAUACGCUAUGUUUCAUUGAUGCUUUUUUCUCUCCAGACGAUUCAAGCGGUGUGUCGUCAUGUACCACUUCAGACAGCCUUAAUCCCACGCACAGAGUUCAGUCCGCAUUCAUUCCCAGACAUUCCGAUGAAGUUCUACUUGACAUUGGGGAUGCAGUACAUGUGGACAGAACUUGUGAGGACCAUUGGUGCUAUGGAACCAACCUUCGAACGGGUAUGACAGGAAUUUUCCCAUCUGCUGUUGUCUGUGAAAUCGAUAUCGUUGAAGAGAUCUGCAUGGGAGCUUUGCCGUCCAAUGCUUCCAGUAAGUUCUUAAUGACUAUUGGGCUUCUGCAAAGGGGCAGAGAAAUGGCCUGUAACUUGAGCUGCUGGGCUUUUUUCAUCGAUUUCCUUCUGACUUCGUUCAUUUCUUUUGGUUCUGUUGAAACUCAACUCGAGAAUUUCAGGCGAGCUUUCAAGCGUUCCUACGACGAAUACAUGGCGUUCGCCCACCCGACGGAAGACAUAUAUUUGGAAUGA
Messenger RNA from Haemonchus placei, 672 nucleotides. NCBI's taxonomy places the organism in Eukaryota, Metazoa, Nematoda, Chromadorea, Rhabditida, Trichostrongylidae. The record is from the annotation of a GenBank genome assembly.